Molecule: messenger RNA, 3600 nt
Organism: Penicilliopsis zonata CBS 506.65
Lineage: Eukaryota; Fungi; Ascomycota; Eurotiomycetes; Eurotiales; Aspergillaceae
Exons: 4
Coding region: 1-3600 (1199 amino acids)
Biological process (GO): mitotic sister chromatid cohesion
Cellular component (GO): chromosome
Molecular function (GO): double-stranded DNA binding; cohesin loader activity; ATP binding
Source: RefSeq, a predicted model, not a curated record
AUGUAUAUCAAGCAGAUCAUUAUUCAGGGCUUCAAGAGCUACAAGGACCAGACCGUGAUUGAACCCUUCUCCCCGAAGCAUAAUGUGAUCGUCGGCCGCAACGGUUCGGGCAAGAGCAAUUUCUUUGCGGCCAUCCGUUUUGUUCUCAGCGAUGCCUACACUCAUCUCGGCAGAGAAGAGCGGCAAGCUCUUCUCCACGAAGGAUCUGGCUCGGCUGUGAUGUCUGCAUAUGUGGAAAUCAUAUUCGACAACUCUGACGAACGGUUUCCGACUGGCAAGCCUGAACUGGUCCUCCGUCGUACGAUCGGGCUGAAGAAGGACGAAUACACGCUGGAUCGCAAGAAUGCGACCAAGGCAGAUGUGAUGAACCUGUUGGAAUCCGCUGGCUUCUCUCGGUCGAAUCCGUACUACAUCGUUCCUCAAGGUCGAGUCACGGCCUUGACAAACAUGAAGGACUCGGAACGUUUGAGCCUGCUUAAAGAAGUCGCGGGAACACAGGUCUACGAGGCGCGACGCGCAGAAUCCUUGAAAAUCAUGCACGAAACCAGCAAUAAGCGAUCCAAAAUCGAUGAACUGUUGGAUUUCAUCAACGAGCGGCUGGCUGAACUGGAGGAAGAAAAGGACGAGCUCCGAAGCUUCCAAGAGAAGGACAAGGAGAGGAGAUGCCUCGAAUAUACUAUCUAUUCUCGCGAGCAGCAGGAGAUUGCUGGUGUCCUUGACAGUCUGGAAGAGCAGAGACAGACGGGUGUCGAGGAUACAGACAUCAACCGAGAUCGUUUUAUUCAAGGAGAAAAGGAAAUGGGCCAGAUUGAUGCGGAGAUUGCGGAGUGCAAGCAACAGAUCGAAUUCUUGAAGGUUGACAAAGCUCAGCUGGAAGACGAGCGCCGCCAGACUUCCAAAGUACUCGCCCAGGUCGAGCUUCAGGCGAAAUCGCUAGCCGACAACCAGGCGGCAGCUGCAUCUUCGAAGGCGCGUCAUGAUUCGGACCUGCAGUCGGUUCAGACUGCUAUUCAAGAGCGAGAAGCUGAGCUGGCUCAACUAAACCCUCGUUUCAACGCUGCUAAAGAGCAAGAAGACAGCAUCAGGACAAAACUCAACGAGGCCGAAACCUCUAGACAGCGUCUCUAUGCUAAGCAGGGUCGUAACUCACGUUUCAGGAACAAAUCCGAACGAGACAAAUGGCUGCAAAAGGAGAUUAGGGAAAAUCACUCUUCUAUUUCUAAUGUCCAAGCUGUGAUGGCUCAAACUCAAGAAGACAUCAAAGGGCUCGAAAAUGAUAUUGCACUUCUCGAACCGGAAACGGAGCUCUUGCGCAAGCGCAUUGAGGGGAGAGGAGACACCAUGCAUGACAUCGACCAGCAACUCCAGGCCGCCAAAGACGAAAGGGACCGCCUCAUGGACCAAAGAAAAGAGCUGUGGAGAGAAGAGGCGAAACUCGACUCGAUACUCUCGAACGCCUCUCAAGAGGUCGACCGUGCCGAACGCUCUCUUUCUCACAUGAUGGAUCACAAUACCAGCCGUGGUAUUGCAGCUGUUCGCCGGAUCAAGCGCCAGUACGAUUUGGGGGGAGUUUAUGGGACACUAGCCGAGCUAUUCGAGGUCAAUGACAGGUACCGAACAGCAGUUGAAGUUACCGCUGGGCAAAGUCUCUUCCACUAUGUCGUUGACACCGACGAAACCGCCACCAAGGUUCUAGAGAUCUUGCAGAACGAAAAGGCCGGAAGAGUUACAUUCAUGCCCUUGAAUCGACUGAGGUCCAAGCCGAUUAACAUGCCCAGGGCUAGCGAUACCAUCCCGAUGAUCGAAAAAUUGCAGUAUGACUCUACCUAUGAAAGAGCGUUCCAGCACGUUUUUGGCAAGACCAUUAUUUGCCCGAACUUGCAGGUUGCGUCGCAGUACGCUCGAAGCCACGGCGUCAAUGCCAUCACUCCCGAAGGAGAUCGGUCUGACAAGAGAGGAGCUCUCACCGGUGGAUUCCAUGAUUCACGCCAGUCACGACUAGAUGCCGUCAAGAACGUUGCCAAAUGGCGCGACGAGUACGAAUCAAAGAAGAACAGAGCUGGAGAGAUCCGGAAAGAGUUGGAGCAAUUAGACCAAAUCAUCACCAAAGCAGUGGGUGAAUUGCAGAAGUUAGAGCAACAGAGACAUCAGGUGCAGAAUAGCAAUGGGCCACUCCGUCAGGAGCUGCGAGGAAAGCGUGACUUGCUCCAAAAUAAGAGUGACAGCCUCGAGGCAAAACGGCGCGCUCUCCGCAAUAUCGAGUCUAAUCUGGCUGCCCUAAAUGACCAAGUCAAGGCUUUUGAGGGGGAAUUAUCAUCUCCAUUCCAAAAGUCACUUAGCAACGAGGAAGAAGCAAUGCUUGACACCCUUAGUACAACAGUUCAAGAGCUUCGGCAACAGUAUUCAGAGCUUUCCAGCCAACGCAGCGAGCUUGAGACCCGCAAAUCAGUCUUGGAGGUGGAGCUCCGCGAGAAUCUUAACCCUCGCCUUGACCAGCUUGUCAGCCAAGAUCUUGACAUGGCCGAUGACUCGGCCCAAGGGAACCUGAAGGAGACGCAGCGUGAAUUGAAGCGGUUAGGUAAAGCUCUCGAAAAGCUCAGCGCGCGUCUUCAACAGGUCGAUGAGUCGAUAGAACAAGGAAAUGCCAAAGUUACCGAGCUUCAGCAGCGCAACGCUGAUACCCGACGAGAGAUGGACGAUUUGGCCAAGUCUAUUGAAAAGCAUCAACGGCGUAUGGAAAAGAGCAUGCAAAAACGGGCUGCUCUAACGAAGCAAGCCACGGAGUGCGCUUCUAACAUUCGUGACCUGGGAGUCCUUCCGGACGAGGCUUUCACAAAGUACAAGAACACCGAUUCCAACAAUGUGGUCAAGAAGCUCCACAAAGUGAAUGAAGCGUUGAAGAAAUAUGCCCAUGUCAACAAGAAGGCUUUCGAACAAUACAACAAUUUCACCAAGCAGCGGGAGACGCUCACUCAAAGACGGUCAGAGUUGGAUGCAUCGCAAAAGUCGAUCGACGAUCUCAUCCAAGUCCUUGAUCAACGCAAAGAUGAAGCAAUUGAACGUACCUUCAAGCAGGUGUCUCGAGAAUUUCACAACGUUUUUGAGAAGCUAGUCCCCGCUGGUCGUGGUCGCUUGAUCAUCCAACGAAAGAUUGAUCGUGCCACACAGCCAGCCGAUGACCUCGAUUCAGACGAUGAGAAUACUCGCCAAAGUGUCGAGAACUACGUUGGGGUCGGCAUCAGCGUUAGCUUCAACAGCAAGCAUGACGACCAGCAACGGAUCCAGCAGCUCAGCGGUGGUCAAAAGAGUCUUUGCGCUCUCGCCCUGGUCUUCGCCAUCCAGGCCUGUGACCCUGCGCCAUUUUACCUGUUCGACGAGAUUGACGCCAAUCUGGAUGCUCAAUACCGCACGGCUGUCGCGCAGAUGCUGCAAUCCAUUUCGGAUGCAACAAAUGGACAAUUCAUCUGCACAACUUUCCGACCCGAGAUGCUACAUGUCGCGGAGAAGUGCUACGGGGUCAGCUUCCGCAACAAGGCCAGUACGAUUGACGUGGUGUCGCGCGAUGAGGCCCUGAAGUUUGUUGAGGAGCAGAAGACAUAA